Messenger RNA from Mustela erminea (ermine), 1921 nucleotides. It is a transcript of the gene BHLHE23, whose product is annotated as basic helix-loop-helix family member e23. Gene Ontology annotation, molecular function: protein dimerization activity. The transcript has a single exon. Bases 1 to 684 code for a protein of 227 amino acids. The record is from RefSeq and is a predicted model, not a curated record. NCBI's taxonomy places the organism in Eukaryota, Metazoa, Chordata, Mammalia, Carnivora, Mustelidae.
AUGGCCGAGCUCAAGUCGCUGUCGGGGGACGCGUACCUCGCGCUGAGCCACGGCUACGCGGCGGCGACCGCGGGCCUGGCCUACGGGGCGGCGCGGGGGCCCGAGGCGGCCCGCGGCUACGGCGCGCCGGGCCCCGGCGGCGACCUCCCUGCGGCGCCCGCGCCCCACCCCGCGGCCGUGGCCGAGAGCAGCGGCGAGCAGAGCGGCGACGAGGACGACGCCUUCGAGCAGCGGCGGCGGCGGCGGCGGCGGCGGGGGGGACCCGGGGGCGCGGCGGACGCGCGGCGGCGGCCCCGGGAGCAGCGCUCGCUGCGGCUGAGCAUCAACGCGCGCGAGCGGCGGCGGAUGCACGACCUGAACGACGCUCUGGACGGGCUGCGCGCCGUCCUCCCCUACGCGCACAGCCCGUCGGUGCGCAAGCUCUCCAAGAUCGCCACGCUGCUGCUCGCCAAGAACUACAUCCUCAUGCAGGCGCAGGCCCUGGACGAGAUGCGGCGCCUUGUGGCUUACCUCAACCAGGGCCAGGGCCUGGCGGCGCCGGUGGCCACUGCGCCCCUGACGCCCUUCGGCCAGGCCGCUGUAUACCCGUUCUCCGCGGGCGCCCCGCUUCCCUGCCCUGACAAGUGCGCCGCCUUCUCCGGGACGCCCUCGGCGCUGUGCAAACACUGCAACGAGAAGCCAUGAGCGCCCGGGCUGCUCCUCCUCCCGCACCAGCCCUGCAUUUUACCUUGUGCCACCCUGCCCCGACUGAACCCCGCCCACCGGGAGAAGGCUGCCGGACGUCGCUUCCAGCCCCCGCCCGCUGAACAGCGCCGGUAGGGCCGUGAGAAGCUCAGAGCACGUCUGGGCACCGGUUUGAGCGCGAGAGCAGGGCACUGGCAUCUGCGCCCUGGAGGCCGCAGCGCGCCCACUGGGCAACCUCCGACGGGAGACAAACCCUGCUUGUCUGGACACCUCCGCUCACCCUGAAAAAGAAAACCAGGACCACGUUGGGAGCAGGGACGGGCGUGACCCCAGGGGGAGUGGUCCUGCUGGUCGCCAGCGCAGGGAGAGCGCUUGGCUGGGCUUGGCGGCUCCGGGCCCUGGAGUUGGGUUCUCUGGGGACUGCAGGGCCGGCUCCAGCCGGGUGUGCUCCCAACGACAACCGCUGGUGCCAGGGUAGUCUGUCUCCGAGGCUUGGCGGCCCCAGCGCCCCUGCAACCCAGUGGCGGAUGCGCAGGGACCCAGCCCACGACUGUUUGCUAAGCAGCUGGACUGCCCUUGACCCUGGAAGACCCCGGGCAGUAGCUGAAGUCAGAGUGUGUUAUGUUUAGUUUCUUGCCUGCCUAGAGGCACGAGCCUCUGGGGGUGAGUGGAUGCCAACGCUGGCGGCCUCCAAGUCUGCGGAAUCUGUCCCCUAAACCGUCCCUGGACUCCCCGGCCACCACCGCUCAUGCUGGAAUGUCCCCGCCAGGGUGUGGCCGGCACGGAGUUGGAUGGAGACCUGCCGCAUGCCCUCUGCUCACAGGCAGUUGUACAGAGGACAGUCGCCACACUUGGCCUGGGCUAUCAGGGAAGGGCCGGGUCUAGCCCCACUGACAUCCACACCAGCCCCCUGCCUGUUUCCAGGGGAGGAGGCCGGGCCAUGGGUGAGUCGGCUGGUGGGAGGGGCUGCUUCCUGAGCUGGGAAAAGGUGACGGGUUUGUCUCCUGGUGUUGGGGUCUGUCUCCUUCAUGAGGGUGCACGGUGCAGAAUUCUGCCGCCGUAGGGGUCCACACGCUCUGCUCAGCCGGCCAGCUACCCUGGGGACUGGGCUGUCCCAGCGCAUUUGCCCUCCCGCCGCCCUGCUGCAGUAUCCGGCCUUAGUAACCCAGUUUCCUCGGCCGGCUGCCGCUGCCGCUGCGCUAAUGAGGAGAGGACCUCGGCCCUACAGAGCGGCCUG